UGUAAAUAUUAUUAAAAUUAAAUAAGUAUAGAAAUAUUUCUCAAUAUAUGUGUGGAGAUGAAAUAAUUCAGUUACAAUAAGUUUUAUAAAUAAGUAGAAUAAACAAAAUGACGAAGUUUACUUGGCGGUGGAGAAAUUCCACAAAAAAUUUAAUAGCUCGUUUGCAAUUACGUUACGCUUAUAUGAAACUUUGUUUUCAUUCCUUAACAUAUAAUAUACACACAAAUCCUUCUUAUGCCACCGAUGUGUGCAUGGAACCGAUCUUUUGGAUUGUCGAUAAUUAUACACAUCUAUUAGGCCCAUUUUUUGUUAUAGGUGUAGCUAUAUUAACUACAGCUGUAGUAACAAUUGCUUAUUGGAUUGGCUUACCAUAUUGGUGGGCUAAAAGUACAAUAGGCACUAUAAUACUUUUAGUAAUAGGAAAUUGGCUUUUAAUAAAUGUUAUUUUUCAUUAUGUAAUGGCCAGUAUUACUCCAGCCGGGAAACCACCUGAGGGUGUUCAACUCAUUGAAGCUGUUAGUAUUUGUAAGAAAUGCAUACUUCCAAAACCUCCACGUACUCAUCAUUGCUCAGUUUGUAAUAAAUGUGUUUUAAAAAUGGAUCAUCAUUGUCCAUGGCUUAAUAACUGCGUCGGUUAUAGUAAUCAUCGAUACUUCUUCCUUUACAUGGCCUAUACUACGAUUGGGUGUUUAUUCCUAAUCGUAUUUGGUUUUGAAAUAGGCUAUAACUAUUUAUGGUUAGAACAUGGUGAUAAUUGGAUAGAAACAGAACCGCUAAUAGGGCAACCUGUUAAAUUUAAUUUAAGUGGACAUAUUAUUCCGGUGACGCAUGGUAAUGAAUAUGAUGAUGAAAUAUUAUUACCAGCUGAACAUAAUUUGCCAACACCAACAUUUAAUGAAUUAUCCGUAACACCAGAGAAACGUCGUGCUUUAAUGUUUAUGGCAUUUGUUAAUGUGGCUGUAGUUUUGGCUUUGGGUACACUCUGCAUUUGGCAUGCGAGGCUGAUCACACGUGGCGAAACUAGCAUAGAGGCAAAUAUUAAUGAUUCAGAACGUAAACGCUUAUCAGGUCAUAAUAGAUGUUAUGUUAAUCCAUAUGACUUCGGUCCGAAAAAGAAUUGGAAAAUGUUUCUUGGUUUAGUUAGAGGACGAACCUUUUGGCGUACUGUUAUAUUACCAUCCUGGCAUAAGCCAGAAGGCAAUGGUUUAAGUUUCUAUACCGUACACGAUGAAUGGCCAUAACAAUUAAUAUCAGUAUAGUGUCAAAGCACUAUACGAGCAUAAAACCGCAAAGUGGCAUUGUAUUGUAUUGAAUUUAAUUUAAAAUAUUUAGUAAAAUUAGCUUAUAACUUCAUUCCUUAAUUUAUGAAUUCAUUAUGACCAUAAAGACUUUUUUUGUGAUUAAAAUUUUUAAUAAAGUUGAAUUUUAUUU
Teleopsis dalmanni is the source of this 1431-nucleotide messenger RNA. RefSeq names its product palmitoyltransferase ZDHHC16-like. Gene Ontology annotation, cellular component: Golgi apparatus. NCBI's taxonomy places the organism in Eukaryota, Metazoa, Arthropoda, Insecta, Diptera, Diopsidae. Gene Ontology annotation, molecular function: palmitoyltransferase activity. The record is from RefSeq and is a predicted model, not a curated record. The coding region runs from base 108 to 1241 and encodes 377 amino acids. The transcript has 7 exons. Gene Ontology annotation, biological process: protein palmitoylation.